Angiostrongylus costaricensis is the source of this 145-nucleotide messenger RNA. The record is from the annotation of a GenBank genome assembly. NCBI's taxonomy places the organism in Eukaryota, Metazoa, Nematoda, Chromadorea, Rhabditida, Metastrongylidae.
AUGGACUUCGCCAAUUUGUCUUCUAUGGUUCUUAGCGUUGUGUUACCUAUUUUCAAUGGCAUUUAUUCGUCCAUUCAUGAUUCCAAAAAAAAGUGCAAAAUGCCCAUCAGCUCUAGAAAAUCAGGAUAUUGAUUUGAUAGAGUAA